This is a messenger RNA of Gastrolobium bilobum, 2798 nucleotides long. RefSeq lists its product as uncharacterized. The transcript is spliced from 18 exons. The record is from RefSeq and is a predicted model, not a curated record. Gene Ontology annotation, cellular component: mitochondrial inner membrane. NCBI's taxonomy places the organism in Eukaryota, Viridiplantae, Streptophyta, Magnoliopsida, Fabales, Fabaceae. Gene Ontology annotation, biological process: intracellular monoatomic cation homeostasis. The coding region runs from base 59 to 2776 and encodes 905 amino acids.
GUUUUCUCUCUCUCCGGCCACCGAAGCUCAAUUUUCUCUCGGAUUCUGCAUCCACUUCAUGGCAGUUAAAUUGCACAGCAGCAGCAACUUUCUACCGUUAAGCUCCUCGAAUUGUUGGCUUUCGAAUGGUUCCCCUUAUGCAAGCAGAAAAGGGUCGGACUUGCAUUGCAUACUAUUAAGUAAAUGGGGUAGUUCAAGGAAGGGGUGUCUCAUACAACAUGAUUUGUUAUCGAACAGUGGUCAUAGUUUGGUGGGCUGUAGAAAAUGCUAUUUAAUGUUUUCGAGACCUAGAAGGAGGGUACAUCUGUUCCCAUUUGCCUCUUCUGACGAUGGUGUAACUGUCAAUGGAAGCCCCCAACCUGGCACCAGUACAGACCUUGAAAAAAUGAGGGUGAAAUUGAAUAGGUCAGUGGAAGAUGAAGACUUUUGUGAUGGACUUGUCCAAGCUUUAUAUGACGCAGCCAGGGUUUUUGAGCUGGCAGUUAAAGAGCAUAAAUCGUACUCACGAGUAUCUUGGUUUUCAACAGCCUGGCUUGGGGUAGACCAAAAUGCAUGGGUGAAGGCACUGUCAUGUCAGGCUGCUGUGUACUCCUUAUUGCAUGCUGCAAGUGAAAUUUCAUCCCGAAGUGAUGGUAGAGACAGAAAUGUCAAUGUAUUUGUUCAAAAGAGUUUGCUAAGGCUGUCUGCUCCCCUAGAGAGUUUAAUCAGAGAAAAAUUAUCAACAAAACAGCCUGAAGCAUAUGAAUGGUUUUGGUCAGAGCAAGUUCAAGCUGUAGUGACCUCCUUCGUUAAUAAGUUUGAAGGGGAUGGACGCUUUACUGCUGCCAUUGCUUUGUCUGGAAAAAAUAUGGGUUUAAGUGGUGCAAGUGACGUAUCACUUCUCCUGCUUGCACUAACAUGCAUUGCUGCAAUUGCUAAACUUGGCCCAGCAAAAGUUUCUUGUUCACAAUUCUUUUCCAUGACUACAGAGAUAACUGGUAGUUUGAUGGACAUGCUGGUUGGUAUAAUUCCUAUAAGUCAAGCGUAUAAUUCUAUAAAGGAUGUUGGUCUGCAAAGAGAAUUUCUUGUACAUUUUGGUCCUAGAGCCGCGGCUUGUAGAGCAGAAGUUGAGUGGGGUUCAGAAGAGGUUGUUUUCUGGGUAAAUCUUGCUCAGAGGCAGCUGCAGCAAGCUAUUGACAAGGAGAAAAUAUGGUCAAGGCUGACAACAUCUGAAAGUAUUGAGGUUUUGGAGAAGGAUUUGGCUGUAUUUGGGUUCUUUAUUGCUUUAGGCAGAAGUACACGGUCAUAUCUUUUGGCAAAUGGUUUUGAUACACUAGAUGAUUCAAUUGAAGAUUUCAUCAGGUAUCUGAUUGGAGGCAGUGUUUUAUACUACCCUCAGCUCUCAUCCAUUAGUUCAUAUCAAUUGUAUGUGGAGGUAGUUUGUGAAGAGCUGGAUUGGCUUCCUUUUUAUCCGGGAAUCACCAGCAUUACAAAACAGUUACACAUGCAUAGAAGUAAACAAGACAAUCCUCCAAAUGCUGAAGCAAUGCGCCAAGCAUUUGAUGUUUGCUCUCAUUGGAUGCAGAGCUUUAUUAAAUACAGUACAUGGCUGGAGAGUCCCUCGAAUGUGAAAGCAGCUGAAUUUCUGUCAACAGGGCACAAGAAGUUGAUGGAGUGCAUGGAAGAACUUGGGAUGAUAACGGAUAAGAUGUUGGAGAGUGAUACCAAGAAAACAGUUGACAGACAUAGAUCUACAGUUCAGUCAACUAUAAAAGAGUCAGAUUCGUUUGAUGAGGCAUUGAAAAGUGUUGAAGAAGCUGUGAUAAGACUUGAAAAGUUGCUUCAAGAGUUGCAUGUAUCAAGCUCUAGUUCUGGAAAAGAGCAUUUGAAAGCAGCCUGUUCCGACUUGGAAAAAAUACGUAAACUUAGGAAAGAAGCGGAAUUCCUGGAGGCAUCGUUCAGAGCAAAAGCUGAUUCUCUGCAAGAGGGAGUUAAUAGUGGUCGGACCUAUACAUCAGCUGGUGAAGAAGACGAGUACAUGAAAGGGAAAACCAGAAAGAAUGCUAACGUUAGGGUGGACAGGAGCAAAAGAAAUGUUGGAAAAUCUCGUGGAUUCUGGAGCAUCUUUGUACGUCCUGUCACCAAAAAGCCUAGCCUGGAGUCUGAUGUGGACGCUAAUGAAAAUUACAUUGAACAGUCUACACCAAAUGUUGGGGUUGUAGACCAAGAAUCCAAUGAAAUCCAACGUUUCGAGCUUUUGAGAAAUGAGCUAAUAGAACUUGAGAAACGGGUUCAAAGAAGUGCCUAUCAAUCAGAAAAUAAUGAGGAUUUGGUGGUUAUUGAUAAUGGUGCCCGUUAUAGUGAUGAUGCUAGAGGCGUUCAGAUAGCCAGGGUUCAGAAGACAGAAAGUAUCCUAGAGAAAUCUUUUGGCAAACUAAAAGAAACAGGAACGGAUGUCUGGCAAGGAACUCAACUCCUCGCUAUUGACGUUGCUGCUGCCAUGGGUUUGCUUAGAAGGACCCUGAUAGGGGAUGAAUUGACUGAGAAGGAGAAGAAAAUACUUAAAAGAACCUUGACAGACAUGGCUUCAGUUGUUCCUAUUGGUGUUUUAAUGCUUCUUCCAGUUACUGCAGUUGGUCAUGCAGCCAUGUUGGCUGCUAUUCAGAGAUAUGUACCAGCUCUGAUUCCAUCCACUUAUGCACCAGAAAGGUUGGAUCUCUUGAGGCAACUUGAGAAAGUGAAGCAAAUGACAACCAGUGAUACGGACUUGGAUGAGGAAGUGGAUGAAGUGAAAUGAUCAGAAGCAAUGCAGAUGUAUG